Molecule: messenger RNA, 4384 nt
Organism: Drosophila innubila
Lineage: Eukaryota; Metazoa; Arthropoda; Insecta; Diptera; Drosophilidae
Product: probable multidrug resistance-associated protein lethal(2)03659
Exons: 7
Coding region: 125-4045 (1306 amino acids)
Biological process (GO): transmembrane transport
Cellular component (GO): membrane
Molecular function (GO): ATP binding; ABC-type transporter activity; ATP hydrolysis activity
Source: RefSeq, a predicted model, not a curated record
ACCGCGAUAGAGCGUAACUAAAUUAAAAAAGUAAAAAUGUUCAUGAUAAGUGUAACUGUGCAAUAAAGUCUAAUUAUUUACUCAUAGUUUAUUUUUACAAAUUAUCAAAACAAACUAUACCAACAUGCAAUCAUUAAAGGCCGAUGAGCUACCGGAGAAUCCCCGGGAGCACAUUAAUCCAAUUUCGGAGCUUCUGUUCUGCUUUAUAUUUCCCCUAUUGGUGAAGGGCCGAAAAAAAACUCUAGAUCAACCAGAUCUCUAUCGGCCAUUAAAAGAGCAUAAAUCAGAUACACUUGGUGAUCGAUUGUGCGCAGCAUGGGAUGAAGAAGUAACUCGCAGAUCAAGCCAAAAGAAACCUCCUCGUCUGGGACGCGUUGUGCUGAGAGUUUUUGGAUUUAAUCUAUUUGUUACUGGAGUGUUAUUGGGAUCCAAAGAGCUUUUAACGAGGGUUACUCAACCCAUUUGUCUCUUUGGUAUUAUGGCCUACUUUGCGGGAACAGAUACUGAUCCAAUCAAGGCGUACAUGUAUGCGGGGGGACUCAUGACUACUUCCGUGAUCACAGUUAUUUGGGGACAUCCCUGUAUGCUAGGAAUUCAGCACUUGGCCAUGAAAAUGCGGGUUGCCCUUUGCAGUAUGAUCUAUCGAAAAGCAUUACGAUUAAGUCUUACUGCUCUGUCUGAUACAUCGAUUGGCCAGGUGGUGAAUCUGAUGUCCAAUGAUGUGGGACGUUUUGAUUCAGUUCUUGACAAUAUACAUUAUUUAUGGCUUGGCCCACUUGAGCUGGUCGUAAUAACCUACAUCAUGUACGAAACGAUUGGGGUAUCCUGCCUCUUUGGCAUCCUUCUAAUGCUGAUUUUCACGCCUCUCCAAGCUGGCCUGGCCAAGAAAACAUUGGCACUGCGGCUGCUCACGGCAAUUCGCACAGAUGAACGCGUCCGGGUGAUGAAUGAGAUCAUAUCGGGCAUCCAGGUAAUUAAAAUGUACGCCUGGGAGAAACCUUUUGCCAAACUUGUCGAAAAUGUGCGAUGCAAGGAGAUGAAAUACAUCAGGAAAGUCAACAAUAUUCGUGGAAUGCUAAUAGCCUUUGGAUUGUGCUUAUCUCGCACCUUCACCUUUGCCAGUUUAGUCGGAUAUGUCCUUCUCGGGCACAUACUGACCGCCGGGGAGGCAUUUCUAAUCACUGCCUACUUUAGUCUGCUACAGCGAACGGUCACCAGUUUCUUUCCAUUAAGUAUUUCUCAACUUUCCGAGCUUUUUGUGUCCAUCAAGCGUCUGGAAACCUUUUUGCUUCGAGAGGAGAAUCAGAUCUGCGAUACCGCUAAAGUACUGGCAAAACUCGAAUGUAAUGAGGAGACUCUCGUUGAAUUCAGCCAGUUCCAUGCAAAGUGGGGCACCGAGAACACAGGGUACACCCUAGAUAAUAUUAAUCUACAGCUAGAUCGAGGACAUCUCAUUGCUGUCGUUGGUCCCGUGGGUGCUGGCAAAUCCAGUCUGAUCCAAUCCAUUCUCGGUGAGCUGCCCGCAGACAGAGGUAGCCUAAAGGUCAAUGGCAGGUUUUCCUAUGCUGCUCAAGAGCCUUGGCUCUUUACUGGAACCGUCAGGGAGAACAUUCUCUUUAGAUUGACUCUGGACAAACAUCGCUAUCGCACCGUAGUCAAGAAGUGUGCGCUGGAACGUGACUUUGAGCUACUCCCUCAUGGUGAUAAGACGAUCGUUGGUGAAAGGGGAGCUUCACUCUCUGGAGGACAGAAAGCGCGCAUUAGCUUGGCGAGAGCUGUAUACCGACGGGCGGAUAUUUACCUGCUUGACGAUCCACUCAGUGCUGUGGACACGCACGUUGGUCGACACUUGUUCGACCAAUGCAUGAAAGGAUAUCUUAGAAGCGAGCUCGUCAUACUGGUAACACAUCAGCUGCAGUUUCUGGAACAAGCCGAUCUCAUUGUCAUAAUGGACAAGGGAAAAAUCAGUGCCAUGGGAACCUAUUCGACGAUGAAAAGCAGUGGCUUGGACUUUGCUCAGCUUUUGUCUGAUCCUAAAAUUAGGGAACACACGAUGGCUGACAAUGAGAGUGAUGCUGGUGACGCCUUAAAUCAUCAUAAUACAGUCCUACAAAGAAUACGCGCUGGGAAAACCAGUCGACAGUCUUCUCGAACCGAUAGUAUCAGUUCCUUGAGCUCCAAAGCCGAAUCCAUCGAACAGGAUACUGCAAUAAGUUCCCAGGAAUCACGAGUCAAGGGGAAGAUUGGAUUAAAUCUUUAUGCUGAGUACUUAACCGCAGGCAGCAGUUGGUUCUCAAUAUGUGUACUAGUGUUCUUCUAUUUAAGCACACAGAUCGUGAGUUCCACAGCCGAUAUUUUUCUAUCCUAUUGGGUUGACAAGAGCAAAAACUUAGCAACAAAAAACUCCGAUCCAGUUGAUAUUUACUACUUCACAGCCCUUAACUUGGCCGUGAUCGUGUUCACCUUGGUUCGCACUGUGCUCUUCUAUAAGCUGACCAUGCGCAGUUCUAUAAAACUUCACAAUGCCAUGUUCCGUGGCAUCACAAGAGCGGCAAUGUACUUCUUUAACACAAAUCCCUCGGGUCGGAUAUUGAAUCGAUUCUCAAAGGACUUGGGACAAAUAGAUGAACUCCUCCCAACCGUCAUGUUGGAUGUGGUUCAGAUUUUCCUCACCUUGACGGGCAUCAUUGUUGUUCUCUGUAUAACCAAUCCUUACUAUCUACUCUUAACUCUUGGUCUGGGCGUCAUCUUUUAUUAUUUUAGAGAAUUCUAUUUGAAGACCUCGAGAGAUGUGAAACGGCUGGAGGCAGUGGCAAGAUCCCCCAUCUACUCUCACCUGAGCGCUUCUCUAAAUGGUCUUCCAACAAUUCGAGCAUUGGGAGCACAGAAAACAUUAAUUGCCGAGUUCGAUAAUCUACAGGAUCUGCACAGUUCAGGCUACUACAUCUUCCUGUCUACUAAUCGUGGCUUCGGCUACUAUCUAGAUCUCUUUUGCUCGCUAUACAUAGUAAUAAUUAUACUGAACUAUUUUGUCAAUCCACCGGAAAACUCUGGUGAGGUGGGAUUAGCCAUUACCCAGGCCAUGGGCAUGACGGGCAUGGUACAGUGGGGUAUGCGUCAAUCAGCGGAACUCGAGAACACCAUGACGGCUGUUGAACGUGUCGUCGAGUACGAUGAGAUUGAACCUGAGGGCGAAUACGAGUCCUCGCCGGACAAGAAGCCACCUGUCACAUGGCCAGAAGAAGGAAAAAUUGUGGCGGACGAUCUCAGUUUACGAUACUUCCCCGAUCCACAGUCGAAGUAUGUGCUCAAGUCCCUCAACUUCGAGAUUAAGCCCAUGGAAAAGGUCGGAAUCGUGGGUCGCACAGGUGCCGGCAAAUCCUCGCUCAUUAAUGCACUCUUCCGUUUGUCCUACAACGAUGGCUCGAUCGUCAUUGACAGUCGCGAUACCAAUGAACUGGGACUACACGACCUGCGCAGCAAGAUCUCCAUAAUACCUCAGGAACCGGUGCUCUUCUCAGGGAGCAUGCGCUACAAUCUCGAUCCCUUCGAAGAGUACAGUGAUGCGAAGGUGUGGGAUGCUCUGGAGGAAGUCAAGUUGAAGCCCGUCAUCAGUGAGCUUCCGAGUGGACUACAAAGCAUUAUCUCCGAGGGCGGUACCAACUUCAGUGUGGGUCAGAGACAGCUGGUGUGUCUAGCACGGGCUAUUCUUCGCGAGAACCGCAUUCUGGUAAUGGACGAGGCCACAGCCAAUGUGGAUCCACAGACAGAUGCCCUUAUACAGACGACGAUUAGGAAUAAAUUCAGGGAAUGCACAGUUCUAACAAUCGCCCAUCGUUUAAACACUAUUAUGGAUUCGGACAAAGUGUUAGUCAUGGAUGCUGGCCAGCUGGUAGAGUUUGGUUCUCCCUAUGAGCUGUUGACCGAGUGUGAGACAAAAAUCUUCCACAGCAUGGUCAUGGAAACGGGUAAAAGCAGCUUUGAUAGUCUACUUAAAAUAGCGGAGAAGGUUCAUUUGGACUUAAAGAAACUUAACACUGCCUAAGUUACUGGAAUAUGGAUACAUUCUAAUUGAUUAACUUUAAGCAAAAUUCGUACUUAAUAUUUGACAGCUUUUAUUACUUUAAAUACUCUUUUUAUUAAAUAUUAAAUUGCAAUGUUAUUAUUUAACUAAUUUUAAACAAAUUCUUAAGCUAACCUCUCGGAAACAAGCUUUUGAUUCAUUGAUUAUUGUCCAUUAUUUCUAUUCUUGUUCAAGUGACAAAAAUUGUAUAUUUUGUACGUUAAAUAAAUUUAAAUAAGAGUUUAAUCCUUUUAUGCUAUCCAAGUACACAAAUUCUGACUUUAUCAAACGUGUCAGCUGAUAAUAAAGAUAAGAACAUUA